AACAGCGCUCUGAACGGUCUAAAGAUGCAGUGGACCCCAGAGCACACACAAUGGGCAGAACAACACUUUGACAUCUCAUCCACUACCCGCUCUCCAGCGCACAAAGUAGAGGCCUACCGGGGACACUUACAGCGAACGUACCAGUAUGCGUGGGCAAACGAUGAUAUCUCUGCGCUGACUGCCUCCAACCUACUUAAGAAGUAUGCUGAGAAGUACUCUGGGAUCCUCGAAGGCCCGAACGAAAGAGCCCUUCUCUGUUCCUACUCUGAAGGCGCCACCGGACUCCUGAAUGGACGCAAGUCGGAGAAUGAGCCCUGGCAGGAGGGGAUUUACCCGAUGAACUGUGCUCCAGAUGUUAUAUCUGUGAGCAAAGCUGGAAUGACAGCUGCCCUACCCCCUACAGAUGCGUCAGCUAGCAUAGGCAGCUCCCCGGGGGUGCCGAGCAGCUUGUCUGAGCCCAGCUAUUCCAGCAGCAACUGCGGGAGCCACACGGCCACGACUCUCCACUCGAGCCUUUCCUCUCAGGAAUACAGCGCCGGCUACAACGGCUCAUACCUGCAUUCUAGCUACAGCGGCCAGACCACCCCGGCCCUCCCUUCUCCGCAUCCCUCUCCUUUGCACAGCGCCGGGCUCUUACAGCCUCCACCACCCCCUCCUCCUCCCACCUUAGUACCGAGCUACAAUGGCGCCUCGCCAAACCUCCCCAACUACAAUUAUCCGCCAACAGGGUAUCCCUCUCAAACGGCUGUCGGCCCCGGUUAUAGCCCCGGGGGAGCGCCCCCUCCUUCUGCUUAUCUGCCGUCCGGUAUCGCGGCGCCCACUCCCAUCCCUCCCUCUACUCUGCCCGGCUACACGUACCAGUCCCACAAUCACACGCCGAUUGCCCCGGCACCUCUGAACGGCAGCACAUCCAACUCGUUAAAAAGAAAGGCUUUCUACAUGAGUGGACACGGAGAAGUGGAUUCUAGCUACAGCGAUUUCAACUACAACCAACAGCGCUCUUCUCAAAGUCCCAUGUAUAGACUAGCAGACAGCAGUGUUUCAGACUCCACCAGGGGCAAUGGCUUUGACAGAAAUGCUGAGGCAUCUUCUUUGGCAUUUAAAACAACCAAACAGACAAUAUCCUCUGAUCAGCAAAGAAAAUUUAGCAUACACUCCAGCGGAGCGCUAACUCCCCCGUCUUUUGGAUCAUCCAAAAGCUCUGUGGACGACCUCCGAGCCGGGGACACCUAUGGCAAAUUCGGAUCCCCAAUAUUAAGCGAACAAAGCGAAGAGCACAGACAGCACCUGCCUCAUUCCCUAACGGGGCCCGAUGUCGGCACGCCUACCUCGUCCAUCCUCGCUGCAGAGGAGCAACUAAAGAACAGCGAUCCCAACCUGGUGGACAUGGUGACAGCAGAAAUCCUUCAGCAGUGCCCUCCGGUGGAUUGGAGUGACAUCGCCGGACUAGAUAUGGCCAAAGCGGCUGUCAAGGAGGAGAUACUAUGGCCUAUUUUAAGGCCAGAUAUGUUUAGCGGACUGCACGCAUUACCUCGUAACCUUCUUUUAUUCGGACCUCAGGGAACGGGCAGAACGCUGAUGGCUCGCUGCAUGGCUAGCCAACUGGGGGCCGCCUUCUUGCGACUUAGCAGCUCUGCACUUGUUACCAAGUGGUUGGUCGAAGGGGAAAAAAUUAUCCAGGCUUCUUUCCUGGUGGCUCGGUGUCGCCAACCGGCGGUGGUUUUCAUUAGCGAGGUGGACCUCCUCCUGUCGGCCCAACUCAGCGAGGACAGCCCAGUGAGUCGAUUGAAGGCUGAACUGCUCAUGCAGCUCGAUAGUAUUUUGUCCUCUGCAGAGGAUCACGUUCUCGUCGUCUGCUCCACUAGUAAACCCGAAGAGAUCCCAGAGUCCCUAAGGAGGUACUUUACCAAGCGAUUGCUCAUCCCCUUACCCGACGGGACUGCGCGACACCAGAUAAUCAGCCAAGUACUCUCACAGCACAACUACUGUCUUAGUGACAAGGAGAUGUCUUUACUGGUUCAAAGGACAGAAGGUUUUUCAGGACUGGACGUGGUUCAGCUUUGUCAAGAGGCCGUGGUGUGCGCUCUCCAAGGCGUUCCCGGCUCUGACUUGUCCAGUAUCCACCCCAGACAAAUGAGACCGGUGUCUUUUCAAGACUUUGACAAUGUGUUUUGUAAAUUCCAGCCCAGCAUAUCACAAAAAGAACUUGACACUUACACUGAAUGGAAUAAAAUGUUUGGAUGCAGUCAAUGA
This is a messenger RNA of Nerophis lumbriciformis (worm pipefish), 2253 nucleotides long. Lineage: Eukaryota; Metazoa; Chordata; Actinopteri; Syngnathiformes; Syngnathidae. The record is from RefSeq and is a predicted model, not a curated record.